UGUGCUCUGUUAUUCUCCCUCACACGAGUCACAAGAACAGAGAGUUUACUCUUCAAUGGCGACACCAGUCAACCACAGUACCUUCUUCAUCGACGCCGCCGCGCUCCGAUCAAUCCUAACCCACAAAACCCUGAUCAACCACUUCGAAACCACCCUUCCAACCGCAUCAUCCGCCGUUGAAUCUCCAAUUCGCCACUCUCAUCAAACAUCACCUUCCUCUUCUCUCCUCCUCAUGCCUUCCUUUUCCGCCUCCUCUUCUCUCCCCUACAUUGGUGUUAAGCUCGUCACUUAUCAUCCUUCUAAUUCCUCCGCAAAACUCCCCGUAAUUCACGCCAACUAUACUCUGUUUAGUUCUGUCACAGGUCAGACACUGGCUUCUAUUGAUGGUUCCGAAAUGACUCUUUAUCGGACAGCCUGUGUUUCGGGUUUAGCUGCUCGGUAUUUGUCGAGAGAAGACUCGAGAACUCUGGUUAUGGUCGGGGCUGGUGCGAUGGCUCCUCAUUUGAUCAGAGCUCAUUUGAGUGCUAGGCCUGGUUUGGAUAAGGUGAUCAUUUGGAAUAGGACGGUGGAGAAGGCGAUGGCUUUGGUGGAAAUGUUGGAAGGGGGAUUUGAAGGGGUGAGUUUUGAGAGUAGCGGGUGUUUGGAUGAGGCUGUGAGGGUUGGGGAUAUUGUGAGCUGUGCGACGAAUUCAGAGGUGGCAUUGGUGAUGGGGAAGGAAUUGAAGAGGGGAGCUCAUUUGGAUUUGGUUGGAUCGUUUAAGCAUUCGAUGAAGGAGUGUGAUGAUGAGGCGAUAAGGCGUGGGAGAGUGUUUAUUGAUAAUGAGGCUGCAUUGGUCGAGUCUGGAGAAUUGUUGGGUGCAUUCGAGAGGGGGGUGAUUUGCAGGGACGACAUUGUGGGGAAUUUGGUGGAGUUGAUCAGGGGCGACAAGGCUGGGAGGAAGGACUCAACGGAGAUUACCAUUUUCAAGUCUGUUGGUUCGGCUCUUGUGGAUCUUCUAUGUGCUCAGUUAGUGUAUGAGAGUUACAAGAAUGCUCCAACUUCAUCAACAUAAUCAGUUUUGUGGGGUAUUUAGAGUGUAUACGCUUCAUAUGUCUAUUUAAUCUUUUAAAAAUCAUGAAUAACCAUGUCGAAUCUGCAUGUUUUAAGCUUCUAUCAGGAGAGAUGUGUUGAGAUAUUCAAGUUUCAUUUCUGCUUGAUUCUCUUAC
Molecule: messenger RNA, 1205 nt
Organism: Daucus carota subsp. sativus
Lineage: Eukaryota; Viridiplantae; Streptophyta; Magnoliopsida; Apiales; Apiaceae
Product: protein SAR DEFICIENT 4
Exons: 1
Coding region: 56-1051 (331 amino acids)
Cellular component (GO): cytoplasm
Source: RefSeq, a predicted model, not a curated record